AUGCCUUUCAGAAAACUCAGGAAGAACUUGAAGAAACUGUUUCUCAAAGCGAGACGUGCCGUCUCUCCAAAUGGAAACGCUAACCUGCCUCAAGUGGCUGAGACAGAGCGGGCUUCGAACGCCUCUCAGGUUCCUUCGUUGGAAACCCUACCAGCUGAGCUCCGACGUCACAUUCUUUUGAGGGUGGCAAUCGACAGUCUCAAGGCCCUCGUGCAGGCCUCUCCUAUCUACUUCCAUCAAUACCGACUAGAUCGAAAGCACAUACUCUGUCAAAGCCUGGAGUUGACAUUGGUCCGGAAGCAGCUGCAGAUUUCCUCCAUUCCUACAACACAAUAUUGGGUCAACUUUUACUUAACCCUGCCCUCUCUACAAAUUGCUCAGCAUGGAAGAUGUCACGUCUAUGGUCAAAUUCCACUGCUCGAUGUUCAACCCUUGAUGCAAUGCUUUGUGACAAGAGCAUCGAGUAAUCUCACUGAGACGAAAGGAUUCCAGAUUGGAGAGACCUCGAGCGGGACAGGAUACAUCUCACGGAUUCGCCGAAUUGAAGAGUCUUUGAGCAGGACAAACGAUACACAACUGAUGGGGGCUUUUUAUCGAUUCCAAUUCUGUUGCAAUGUCUAUGGCUUCGAAUCGCUCGAUUCUGUCGCUCUUAAUAUCAGGAUCGCCACUCCUGCUCGCAUUCUCAAGUACUUCUUAUAUCACUUUCAACGCUACGAUGUAUCCUGUCUCAGUUACUUCUCUGAAAAGAAGUGCCGGCAGAUUGACCACAAUAUUACCCGGGAUUUGCGUAAAAGGAGCCCCGGAUUUGAUCGACGACCCUGGAGAAAUGAUGGUAAUACCCACAAAGACAACAGUGAUGGGUCACUCACGACACCGAUAUGCCGCGGCCUCGAGCUACUGCACUUCGUCUAUUCCAAGAUCAAAGAUAACGACGAGCUGAUUACGGUGACGAAAUAUUGCAUGAUUGGGUUUUCUGCGGCUUUCCCGGCCGUAAUAGCCGCGACUUCGAUGACUUCUUACGAUGGGAUAGUUUGCGUGAAGUCCGGGAAGAGAUAUCAAGAGGGUCCUGGACCUAUUGGGCUCUUACACACUGGUUGGAACCGACACCCUUCCGUAUGUAGUCCCAAUGGAAGCUCCGUGCUCCAAUCGCUGGCCUGGAUGGUUGCAUGGGUGGAAGUUACAGCAACCUCUUUGGAGAGUGCAUCCCCAAUUCUCUCCGACAAUGGGGGUCAUGGGCGCAGGCUAACCCGAGUGCAUGAAUUCCGAGGAGGCGACGAUGAAGCAAUAGGAGGAACAUCGGGACCCGGGAAGUAUCACUGGUACCUAGAAGUAUAG
This is a messenger RNA of Penicillium mononematosum, 1335 nucleotides long. RefSeq lists its product as uncharacterized. The coding region runs from base 1 to 1335 and encodes 444 amino acids. The transcript has 3 exons. The record is from RefSeq and is a predicted model, not a curated record. Lineage: Eukaryota; Fungi; Ascomycota; Eurotiomycetes; Eurotiales; Aspergillaceae.